Chionomys nivalis (European snow vole) is the source of this 1503-nucleotide messenger RNA. Its product is annotated as tripartite motif-containing protein 30A-like. The coding region runs from base 7 to 1503 and encodes 498 amino acids. Gene Ontology annotation, molecular function: zinc ion binding; protein binding. The transcript has 7 exons. The record is from RefSeq and is a predicted model, not a curated record. NCBI's taxonomy places the organism in Eukaryota, Metazoa, Chordata, Mammalia, Rodentia, Cricetidae.
GCAACAAUGGCCUCAUCAGUCCUGGGGAUAGUCAAGGAGGAGGUGACCUGUCCUAUCUGUCUGGACCUCAUGGUGGAGCCUGUGAGUGCAGAUUGUGGUCACAGCUUCUGCCGAGCUUGCAUCACUCUGAACUAUGAGUCCAACAAAGGCAAAGAAGGAGAGAGCAUCUGCCCUGUGUGCCGAGAUAGUUACCUGUUUGGGAAUCUGAGGCCUAGUUGGCAUGUGGCCAACAUAGUGGAGAGGCUAACAGGGCUCAAGACAAGCUCAGGGGAGGAGCAGAAGGUGAAUGUCUGUGCACAACAUGGAGAGAAACUCCAGCUCUUCUGUGAGAAGGACAUGGUGGCCAUCUGCUGGCUUUGUGAGAGAUCUCCGGAGUACUGUGGUCACCAAACAGUUCUCAUUGAACAGGUGGCUACUAAAUACAAGGUGAUGCUCCAGUCUGCCCUGGAGAUGCAGAUGGCUAAUGAGGAAAGAUGUGACCAGUGGGAAGAUGACCUUCAAAAGGAGAGAACUUUCUGGAAGAAAAAAAUACAGAAGAAUGUAGAAAAGGUCCAGAAGAAGUUUAAAGAAAUGCAUGAAUUCCUGUAUUCGGAGGAGACGAAUAAGCUGCAGAAGCUGAUGCAAAAGGAGGAAGACAUUGUCAAAAGACUGGAAAAGUCUGAAAAUGAGCUGGUGAAGCAGAGGGAGUCAGUGAGUGACCUCAUCUCAGAUCUGGAGAAUGGGUUGAAGUGCUCAACCAUAGAGAUGCUGCAGGGUGUUAAUUGUGUCCUAACGAGGAGUCAGAAUUUAAGACUGAAACAGCCCAAAAUGAUUCCAAGAAAAGAGAAAAAGAUCUUCCGAGCUCCGGAUCUGAAGGGCAUGCUGCAAGUGUUUCAAGGGUUCCGGGAAGCCCAGCGCCACUGGGUUCACGUGACCCUGCCUCAACUCAACAAUAAAAACAUUGUCAUUAAUGUGGACAAAAGACAAAUACAACAUAGAAGUGGUUAUAGAAGAAAUUUGCAAGUUUCCGAGUCCUAUGAUUUAGGUGUCCUAGGGUAUCCAGCUAUCCACUCAGGGAAACAUUACUGGGAAGUAGACGUGUCUAGAUGUGAUGCCUGGAUCCUGGGAAUAAAUGAUGGAAGAUGUGCGAACCCCCAGCUUCAUGCAGUGAAUGAAAAGGGCUUCAGAGUCAUAAAAAAAUCUGUUGUUAAACAGGAUGUAAAAUAUCAGCCCCAAUAUGGCUACUGGGUUAUAGGAAUUACAAACAGGUCUGUAUAUAAUGUCUUUGAGGUGUGCUCUGUCCCUCAAAAUGCUAGUGUCUCGUUCCUUCCUCUGACUGGCUCUCCCACUCGUGUUGGAGUUUUCCUGGACCGAGAAGCUUGCACUCUCUCGUUUUAUGAUGUUUCCAAUCAUGGAGCUCUCAUCUAUAAAUUCUUUGACUGUUCUUCCCCUGGUGCGGUUUAUCCAUAUUUUAAUCCUAUGGAGUCAUCAGAGCCACUGACAGUCUGUGGGCCACCCUCUUAA